CUGCAGCAAUGAGCUGUAUUAAGCAACUCUGAAAAAGUGAAUAGUAGUUAAAACUGACAACUCGAUUAAUAAUAUUUCUAUUUCAGAAUAUUUAGUAACAUGUAUCUGUGCAAUCUUCCUCAUAGCUGUCUCGGUGAGGGUCAGAUUCUGCUGUCUUUACUCAUGUCAAAUAAUUUAUUACAUUGCACAUAAACUUUCUGAUUCAAUGUGGAGAAUGAUGGCAAAACCUGACCAUAGUGACUAAGAGCAACAGUUGCUUCUUUCAGUCUUUGACAGCUGCAAGAGCAACUCUGUUUUUCCAAGCCGUCCAUCCCAAAUUCCGACCUGUAAGUGUAUGUACCUAUAUUUAGCUAGUGAGAUUAAAUUGCAGAGGCUUCAAGCAGGGCAAAAAGCACAUUGGUCUGCCUUUUUUACAAACCUUUGGGCAGACAACAGCUAAAGCUUUCUACUCCCUCCCCUUUCCCAAGUGUUUGCGAAAUGGAUUCCCAAAGGGAACUCACUGAAGAGCUCAGACUUUACCAAUCCACCCUCCUUCAGGAUGGCCUCAAGGAACUCCUUGAAGAGAAAAAGUUUGUAGAUUGCUCUCUAAAAGCUGGUGACAGAAGCCUGCCUUGCCACAGAUUGAUUCUGUCGGCAUGUAGCCCUUAUUUUCGUGAGUAUUUCUUAUCUGAGCAAAAUGAAGAGAAAAAGAAGGAGGUGGUUCUAGAUAAUGUUGACCCCAACAUCCUGGAUAUGAUUGUCAAAUACCUUUAUUCAGCAAGUAUUGACCUCAAUGAUUCUAAUGUGCAAGAUAUUUUUGCUUUGGCCAGCCGCUUUCAGAUCCCUUCUGUAUUCACUGUGUGCGUCUCCUAUCUUCAGAAGAGGCUUGCUGUUGGUAACUGUCUGGCCAUCCUUCGGUUAGGUGUUCUGCUUGACUGCCCAAGACUUGCAUUUUCUGCCCGUGAUUUUGUUUCAGAUCAUUUUGUGCAGAUCUGCAAAGAAGAGGACUUCAUGCAGCUUGCCCCGCAUGAACUUAUCUCAGUUAUUUCACCUGACAGUUUAAACGUAGAGAAGGAAGAGCUGGUAUUUGAAGCAGUAAUGAGAUGGGUCCGAACAGACAAGGAGAACAGAGUAAAGAGCCUGGGGGAAAUUUUUGACUGCAUACGUUUUCGUCUAAUGCCAGAAAAAUAUUUCAAAGAACAGGUUGAGAAGGAUGAUAUAAUUAAAAGCAACUCAGACCUUCAGAAAAAAGUAAAGAUUAUUAAGGAUGCUUUUGCUGGAAAACUGCCUGACUCUAGCAAAAGCACAGAAAAGUCAACCAAAGGGGAGGUAAAUGGCGAUGUAGGAGAUGAAGAUUUACUGCCUGGUUACCUAAAUGACCUUCCCAGGCAUGGCAUGUUCGUCAAAGACCUGAUUCUUCUGGUUAAUGACACAGCUGCAGUAGCCUAUGAUCCUCUUGAAAAUGAAUGCUACCUAGCAGCCCUCGCAGAACAGAUUCCCAGAAAUCAUUCCAGUAUAGUCACCAAACAAAAUCAGGUCUAUAUUGUUGGAGGACUUUAUGUGGAAGAGGAGAACAAGGAUCAGCCUUUCCAGUCAUACUUUUUCCAGCUGGACAGCAUUGCUGGUGAGUGGGUGGCCCUUCCUCCUCUGCCUUCAGCCAGGUGUCUCUUCGGGCUGGGAGAGUCGGACAACAAGAUCUAUGUAAUAGCAGGCAAGGACCUUCGCACUGAGGAGUCGCUAGAUUCAGUACUGUGCUAUGACCCUGUGGCAAUGAAAUGGGGUGAGAUCAAAAAACUGCCCAUCAAAGUAUAUGGCCACGCAACUAUCUCAAACAAUGGAUUGAUAUAUUGUCUUGGUGGCAAAACUGAUGAUAAGAAAUGCACCAAUAGAUUAUUUGUGUACAAUCCCAAGAAAGGAGACUGGAGAGAUCUGGCUCCAAUGAAAGUGCCUCGCUCGAUGUUUGGAACAGCCAUCCAUAAGGGCAAGAUUGUCAUUGCAGGUGGUGUCACUGAGGAAGGCCUUACUGCAUCUGUUGAAGCUUUUGAUCUGACCACAAAUAAAUGGGAGAUAAUGCCUGAAUUUCCCCAGGAGAGAAGUUCCAUUAGUUUAGUCACUUUAAGUGGAGCUUUGUAUGCUAUUGGAGGCUUUGCAAUGAUUCAACUUGAAUCUAAAGAAUUUGCACCUAGUGAAGUCACUGACAUAUGGAAGUAUGAUGAUGAGAAGAAGGAAUGGGUUGGCAUACUGAAAGAGAUCCGAUACGCUACUGGAGCCUCCUGCCUGGCCACACGCUUAAACCUCUUCAAGUUAUCAAAACUGUAAACAAAAUGCUGGAAGAUAUGGUGAGGGAGUUUUGAUAGGAUCUUCAGUUUUGUUGCAUGAAAAUGUCGCCAAAUUGUACAGUUUUGUAGAAGCAUACUAGUCAUACUGGGAACUGUUAAAUAGUUCAUUUGUCUGUCCACUUCUUAAGAUACUUCCUAGCUAACCAGCAACCACUGAAUUUUUGCCAGUGUUUAAAUUUCUAAAGGGUUAUAAUUAAUGUUGAUUAGAUUAAGAUUUUGGCAAUAACUCAAUUUUCCACUCUGUGAAAUUGCAAACAACACUAGUUAGACUUCCUUGCACUCAAUACAAUCCAGGCAUUGAUGGCUUGUCCUCCAAACAGUGUGCACGAAUGAAUUAAGUACAACUAAUAGGUAGCUAAUUUUAUUCUAACUGGCUCUUUGUAUGGCCAGAUUUCCCCUUUUAGUAAUGUAUGUAAAUCCUGGACUCUUCAGAGAUAUCUUGGAAAUAUUCUCAUCACAGACCUCAAAAAAAUAAUUUGGCUUGGAAUUUAAAUGAAUGUUUUAAACCAAAGUGGCUCAAUUGUAUGUGGCCUAAUAAAUGCCAGUCUCAGCCAAAGCUUUACUAGUAGACAGAGGCAAGGGUAGAGAGAGAAGUUCACAAGGUUAGUAGCUCUAGCGUUUCACCUACUAUGUUUAGACCUGAUAACAAGGAUUUUCCACUUUUUUAUGCUUUUAUAUUUAUUUCCAAAGCAAGUAUUUUAUGGAAGUUUUUCUCAGAGACCUGAGGCAAAUAACAUGCACUCAUGAAAAAGUCCUAAAAGAACUAUCUUUUAGCAAAUACCUGUGACAUAUAGGACUUUCUUAUUUACUAUGGA
Ficedula albicollis (Collared flycatcher) is the source of this 3133-nucleotide messenger RNA. RefSeq names its product kelch like family member 41 (gene KLHL41). The transcript has 6 exons. Gene Ontology annotation, molecular function: protein binding. NCBI's taxonomy places the organism in Eukaryota, Metazoa, Chordata, Aves, Passeriformes, Muscicapidae. The record is from RefSeq and is a predicted model, not a curated record. The coding region runs from base 478 to 2298 and encodes 606 amino acids.